AUGAAUUCAAGGCUGGCCAGACCAUCGACACCAAAGAAACCUUUUGAUCCAAAUUUAAUAAGAUAAUCCGCUAAAAAGCCUUUCUAAUUCAAAACACAGGAACCAAAAAUACUCAUUAUAGAAUACUACCAUAUUAAUAUUUGA
Molecule: messenger RNA, 144 nt
Organism: Paramecium octaurelia
Lineage: Eukaryota; Ciliophora; Oligohymenophorea; Peniculida; Parameciidae
Source: the annotation of a GenBank genome assembly